UAGAAAAAGAAGUAAUAGUUGAGCCAAAUUGGGUUGAACUUCCAAGAGAUGUAACGGCAAACAUCCUCCAGAGGCUAGGGACGAUUGAAUUAUUGACCAGUGCAUGUCAAGUUUGCCCCUUAUGGUGGAAUAUCUGCAAGGAUCCUCACAUGUGGCGAACCAUUAACAUGACCAAGGUCCCUUCUUCACGCUAUUAUUUUCAGGAUGAAUUGGUGAAGAUUUGUAGCAAAGCAAUUGAGCAAAGUUGUGGUCAGCUAGAAAACAUUGAUAUCUUUGAUAUUGAUUUUAUUGUAACGGAUGAUCUUCUUGCAUUCAUAGCCGACAGGUAAUUAACUUUGUAGUAUUUUCCUUUCCUUUGAAUGUUACCUUUUUAAUAUGUCCUGCAGUAAAUUUUACAGUGCUGGUCAUCUAAGACACAUGCGGCUUUCAAUGGUUGGAAGGCUCUCAAAUGAAGGAUUUAUUGAAUCUAUUAAGAAACUGCCACAUUUAGAAAGUCUUGAGAUUUCAUAUGUCGGUCAAUUGUCGAAGGAAACCUUUGAAGUCAUUGGCCGACAUUGCCCUCUUUUAAAAACAUUGAAAUGCUUUUGGACUGUAUUAGAUAUCGAUGAUGUAGAUAUCGACGUGUCAGUUGCUAUUGCCGAAACAAUGCCAAGACUUCAGCAUCUCAAAUUUUCUGGAAAUAUGCCUACUAAUGAAGGAUUGCUUGCCAUUUUAGAUGGAUGUCCUCUACUUGAAUCUCUUGACUUGGAAGAAUGUUAUUCUUGUUUCUCUUUUGGCUAUAGUGAAAGCUUGGAGAAAAGGUGCAGGGAAAAAAUUAAAGAUUUUCGACCUCCAAAUUGCUACUUUUCUGACGACUGUUAUUCAGACUGAGACAUUGUAAGUCAGAAUAUUCUAAUUCGUCCGGUCACGAAGACUUGUUUUAAUAUUUUACAAUAAUGAUGUCGAUAGACGUGGUCGAAUUGUUGUUUUCAUU
Messenger RNA from Vicia villosa (hairy vetch), 973 nucleotides. Its product is annotated as putative F-box/LRR-repeat protein 22. Lineage: Eukaryota; Viridiplantae; Streptophyta; Magnoliopsida; Fabales; Fabaceae. The coding region runs from base 376 to 870 and encodes 164 amino acids. The record is from RefSeq and is a predicted model, not a curated record. The transcript has a single exon.